AUGGCCGACUCUGGUGACGUGAGCUACGCUAACACGGGCAGUGAGUAUUUCCAUCUCGAUCUUUGUGCUUUCCGUGUCUUUGUCUCUUUAUUCCCUUCGGCUUCCAUAUUCCAUUCUUCCCUCGAGUCGCACAUCAGCGAUGCGGUGACCAAGGGCCCUAUUGCUGAUAACAUCAAGUCCGAAGCCGCUCGGACGAGCGGAGAGCUGCGCGACCUCAAGGACUCGCGCGUGACUCCCUCGACCACGACCAACAAUGGCCAGCCGUUGACCCACUACCAUUCGUUGCUGUAUAGCCUUUUCAGCGUGAGUCGUCGCGAAAUUCUCUUGUCGUGGACUUCAUCGCUAACACCCCCUUUUAUUGCUCUGCAGUGGGAACAACCCCGUGCGACCGCCGUCUCCUAUGCCAGCGUUGUCGGAUUCAUCUUCGCCGCACGUUACUUGCCCCUCCUCCGCUGGGCCUUUAAGUUUUUGUACAUGUCGCUGGGAUUGACCGCCGCUGUUGAGAUUGCGGGCCAUGUAGUUCUCAAGCAGGGCAUCGCCAGCUCUUUCCGCCCUCGCCGAUACUACACAAUCCCUAAGGAGACCGUUGAGGCCGUGCUCGAGGACCUGGAGCAGCUGGUGGACUUCUUCUUGAUUGAGUUUCAGCGCAUUCUAUUCGCCGAGAAUGUCAUCCACACCGUGGCCGCGUUCACUGCGGCAUUCACUGGCUACUGGCUGAUCCGCUUCCUCCCGAUCUGGGGCCUGUCUGUGGUCGCGGUGACCGUCGCCUACUUUGCGCCUCUCAUCUAUAUCAACAACCGUGAGAUCAUCGAUGAGCAGAUUAGCAACGUCCAGUCCAUCAUCGCCUCCCAGACCAACCAGCUCAAGGACCUGGCCGGUGAGCGCACUUCGCAUGCCACUGGCCUGAUGAAGCAGUAUGUCGGGGACUACAGCUCCAAGGCCCAGGAGUACAUCAACCACCGGCGAUCCGCCUCCCCCGAGAUGACCAAGACUGCGCCGACCCCCGUGAAGACCGAGCCCGUUGUGGAACCGCAGAUCAAGACCGAGGAUUUCCCCGAAGCCCCCAAGGUUGAGCCCGUGGCCCAGGUGGUUGAGUCGGUUGAGUCGGCUGAGCCCGCCCAGGCCGCCGAGCCAGCGGCCGAGCGCGAGCCUCUUCUGGCGCUUUAG
This is a messenger RNA of Penicillium alfredii, 1167 nucleotides long. RefSeq lists its product as uncharacterized. The transcript has 7 exons. The record is from RefSeq and is a predicted model, not a curated record. The coding region runs from base 1 to 1167 and encodes 388 amino acids. NCBI's taxonomy places the organism in Eukaryota, Fungi, Ascomycota, Eurotiomycetes, Eurotiales, Aspergillaceae.